AUGAGAAAUGUAGGCUUGGAGGAUAAGCUUCGGUGUCCAUGUAUUGAUUGCUUGAAUGACAAAGAACAUACGAUCCACGUUGUUAGGAUUCAUUUGAUUCGAAGAGGGAUAACUCUUUCUUACAAGACCUGGGUGCACCAUGGGGAACUUGUUCCCGUGGUUGAACCUCUCAUACCGAAUGAAGGUCACCAUGACAUAUAUAGUGAAAUUGUAGGUGAAGAUCAGGAUGAUGGGGAUGAUUUGCCUACUAUGUUGGAAGAGGUUUGUAGGGGUUUUGCAAUGGAUGAUGAACGGGAUGAAUUACCUACUACUUUUGAUAGUGUGGAUGGGCGAAACUUUGAUAAGUUAUUUGAAGAUGCUCAAUGUAAACUAUACCCGGAAUGCACAUGGUUCAUUGUGUUGUCAUUUAUUAUUAAGAUGCUUCACAUUAAGGUGUACAACAAGUGGAGCAAUAAGUCAUUUGAUAUGGUUAUGAAAGUUUUCAAGGACACUCUACCUGAGUGUGAUGAGACUGUUCCAUGGACCAUAUAUGCUGCGAAAAUAUUCUUACGUGACUUGGGUUUGGGCUACGUUCCCAUUCAUGCUUGUAGGUAUGAUUGUGCACUAUUUUGGAAGGAGCAUGCAAAUCUUGAAAAUUGCCCCAAGUGUGAAGAGCCUAGAUACAGGUUGGACAACGGAAAGGGUAAGAAGAUCCCUCACAAGAUAUUGAGGUACUUUCCAUUGACACCAAGAUUGAAGAGAUUGUAUAUGUCCAAGAAGACUGCUACAGAUAUGAGAUGGCACAAGGAGAAACAUGUGGAUGAUGGAAUCUUGAGGCAUCCAGCUGAUGCUGAGGCAUGGAAAGACUUUGAUCGGCAACAUCCUAUGAUCGCCAUGGAUCCACGAAAUGUAAGGCUAGGGCUCGCCACCGAUGGUUUCAAUCCAUUCGGAAAUAUGAGCACAUCAUACAGUAUGUGGCCCGUUAUCCUAAUGCCUUACAACCUCCCACCAUGGAAGUGUAUGAAAGAGCCUUUCUCCAUGAUGUCAUUGCUUAUUCUUGGACGAUCGGCUCCUGGAAGAGAUAUCGAUGUUUACUUACAGCCAUUGAUUGAGGAGUUGAAGGAGUUAUGGGGGGAUGGGGUGCAAACUUAUGAUGCGAAAAACGAAGAGUCAUUUAGAAUGCAUGCUGCACUGAUGUGGACCAUCAAUGAUUUCCCUGCAUAUGGGAACAUGUUCGGGUGGACUACUAAAGGUUAUUUGGCUUGUCCCACUUGUAAUGAGGACGCAUCAUCACAAAGGUUAACAAGUAAGAUAGGGUACAUAGGUGCUCGUCGUUACUUGCCCGAGAACCACAGAUGGCGAAGGAGCAAGUUGUUUAACGGACAAAGUGAGGAAAAGACAAAGGGACGAAAAUCCAGUGCUGAAUUGGGCAAAGAGAAGCAUUCUGUUUGA
Messenger RNA from Camellia sinensis, 1431 nucleotides. RefSeq lists its product as uncharacterized. NCBI's taxonomy places the organism in Eukaryota, Viridiplantae, Streptophyta, Magnoliopsida, Ericales, Theaceae. The record is from RefSeq and is a predicted model, not a curated record.